Staurois parvus is the source of this 304-nucleotide messenger RNA. Lineage: Eukaryota; Metazoa; Chordata; Amphibia; Anura; Ranidae. The record is from the annotation of a GenBank genome assembly.
UGAUGGGUACUGAUAGACGGCACUGACUGGCAUCACUACUGGGCACUGACUGGCGGCACUGACUGGCACAACCCCUGGGCACUGACUGGUGGCACUGACUGGCAGCACUGCUGGGCUGCACUGGUGGGUGCACUGGUGGGCAGCACUGGUGGGUGGGCACAUGUGGGUGGCACUGGUGGGCACAGGUGGGUGGCACAGGUGGGUGGCACUGCUGGCACAGGUAGAGUGGCACAGGUGGGUGCACUGCUGGGCACAGGUGGGUGCACUGUGGGCACAGGUGGGUGAUCUGCUGGGCACAGGUGGG